This is a messenger RNA of Ustilago hordei, 255 nucleotides long. RefSeq lists its product as uncharacterized. The record is from RefSeq and is a predicted model, not a curated record. The coding region runs from base 1 to 255 and encodes 84 amino acids. NCBI's taxonomy places the organism in Eukaryota, Fungi, Basidiomycota, Ustilaginomycetes, Ustilaginales, Ustilaginaceae. The transcript has 2 exons.
AUGUCGGCUCAAGUGGAACAGAUCCCUAUCCGGGACGAGCAGGUCCAGGACAGCAACGUCGAUGCUCAGGCUGAGGACGAGGUCGCUUCCAGCGGCUCCGAGCAGCGACAGAUCGACACUGACGCUUCCGAGCUCGAUCAGAACAACAUCAUUGACGACUCGCCCGGUGUCUCUACCCGCGGUGCCAAGGUCGAUGCUACCAAGCAGGAGCGCGAGAUUGAUCAGGCCGUCGAUGCUGCCGACCAGGCCUCUUGA